UUCUUAAAUACUAUACUUGGAUCUACAUAGAUAAGGAUAGAGGGUCGAUUCGGUUCAGCUCUGGAUGGACUAGGGUUCGGCUAGUCGCGCAGCAUGCCUUCCGACCCCGUCCACGAUCUCCGUCGGCGCACUUCAUGCUUCCUCUCCCUGUGUCGUUUCGAAAACGUCAGCUAUCAAGAAAUGGCCUCCGACAUUCGAAAAGCACGAAGGAUGUGCUGCUGAUGCGUGCUCGGGUCACCAACCUUGGUCUUUUACUUUUGUCGGGUGCCACCGUCCUGUCCUUACUCUUCAACCUAAGCUACUACUUUUCUUCACCGCGAGGCCUUCUUCAUCAGCAGCUCCUACAUCAUCCGCCACCGUCUGAUAUAUUGUCGACCAUACAGCGACAUGACGCUCUCUCAGCAAUAGACCACCUCAUCAUGGUCCCGGGGCACGCGAUAUGGAAAGGCACCGACGUGAGGCGAAGAUUAGACGACGAGGAGUGGAUCUUGGAGCCAUAUCAGAGAGGAGGAGGGCGUGUCGCUGCAUUCUACCAGCAUAUAGCAGCUGGUGCUGAGCUCGCGCGGCAGGACGAGCGUGCAUUGAUCGUUUUCAGCGGUGGUCAGACACGACCAACGUCAACUAGCACGGAAGCCGAGUCGUAUAUGCGGCUCGCGCUUGCUGCUGAUCUCAUUCCGAGUUUAUCGGCGUCGGGCUUGCGGGCGCGUUCCGUGCCUCGAGCUACGACUGAAGAUCACGCGCUGGAUUCAUACCAAAACUUGUUGUACUCUAUAGCGCGCUUCCACGAAUACACCGGCCGCUACCCGUCUCAAAUAACCAUCGUAGGUUAUGAAUUCAAAAGGCGGCGUUUCACAGAGCUCCAUCGCGCAGCCAUUCGCUGGCCUCGUGAACGUUUCCAUUACAUAGGCAUAGACGCGGAAGGAGAGGAGAUAAUCAAGGCCCAAGAAGGCGAGAGACUCAAUGGAUACCUGCCGUACACCGUCGACACUUAUGGGUGCCACGACAUGCUUCUUUCGAAACGACGUUCGCGGAAUCCCUUCAUUCGCUUUCAUUCAUACCAUUCUUCAUCGCCGGAGCUCGCGCCUUUGUUCAGCUGGUGUCCUGGACCAUCGGAAGGCGGACAAACAGCUGUCUACGGCGGUCCUCUUCCUUGGCACGCACUACGAUGACCUCUGCGACGACUGUACAUAGGCAUAGCCAUAGAUGACGUGCCGACUCACCUUCGCUUCACAAAAUGGCUGUGACGAUCGCACUCAAAGCAGAGUCGAGGUAUGUCAAUGACUGUGCUCCAUAACUUUUGACCACGCGAUAUACCGCAUGCCCGAGGGAUCUCCGUCAGCUUACAAGUAACGUAGAACCCGGUCGGCGGUGAUCGACAUCUGGUCCCGUAGAACAUAU
Fomitopsis serialis is the source of this 1398-nucleotide messenger RNA. RefSeq lists its product as uncharacterized. The coding region runs from base 135 to 1169 and encodes 344 amino acids. NCBI's taxonomy places the organism in Eukaryota, Fungi, Basidiomycota, Agaricomycetes, Polyporales, Fomitopsidaceae. The transcript has 4 exons. The record is from RefSeq and is a predicted model, not a curated record. Gene Ontology annotation, cellular component: cytoplasm.